Molecule: messenger RNA, 291 nt
Organism: Dibothriocephalus latus
Lineage: Eukaryota; Metazoa; Platyhelminthes; Cestoda; Diphyllobothriidea; Diphyllobothriidae
Source: the annotation of a GenBank genome assembly
GAGUGUUGUUCCAUUGGAGCUGAGCAGCGGCGUGGUUCCCUUGAUACUGGCGUCGUGGAUGACCUUGGCGGAUUCGAAGAAAUUCGUCGUUUAUUUGUCGCCCACCUACGCAUUGAUUUUCUUCGUCUUGCGGACCAUCCAGAUGUCCUGCAUCUCCCGCAGCCGUUGCUGUACAAGGUGGUGGCAUCUGGACAAAUCCAUUUUGUCGGUAUCGGUUUGAUGAUCGAUGCAGGAUUUGUGGAUUCUGCCCUUCUCAACGAAUAUGUUGCUGCCCUAGUCUUGUUGUCAUAA